Messenger RNA from Erinaceus europaeus (western European hedgehog), 3810 nucleotides. It is a transcript of the gene ADNP2, whose product is annotated as ADNP homeobox 2. Gene Ontology annotation, cellular component: nucleus. Lineage: Eukaryota; Metazoa; Chordata; Mammalia; Eulipotyphla; Erinaceidae. Gene Ontology annotation, molecular function: DNA binding. The record is from RefSeq and is a predicted model, not a curated record. The coding region runs from base 190 to 3585 and encodes 1131 amino acids. Gene Ontology annotation, biological process: regulation of gene expression. The transcript has 4 exons.
UGGCCGCACCGGCGUGCCAAUGAGGGUGCGUCACUUCCGGAGGCCGCCGAGCGCCAUCUUCUCUUUCUGGCGGCGGCGGGAGGAGGGCCGGGGUCGCGCGGCGGGCGGGGGUCCCUCCGGGGGCGGAGCGCGGCGGACUCGGCGGCUCGGCGACCGGGGGCGCCCGGCGCGCGGUAGGAAAAUAGAAACAUGUUUCAAAUUCCUGUGGAAAAUCUGAACUGCAUCAGGAAGGCGCGGAGGAGGGUGAAAAGCUUGCUUGUGGACAUCGGGCUGGACAGCUGCAGGGAGCUGCUGAAGGACCUUAAAGGCUUUGAUCCAGGAGAGAAGUACUUCUAUAACACAUCAUGGGGAGAUAUUUCUCUCUGGGAACCUUCUGGAAAGAAAGUGAGGUACCGCACUAAGCCGUACUGCUGCAGCCUCUGCAAGUACUCCAGCAAGGUGCUGACCUCCUUCCGGAACCACCUGCACCGCUGCCACGAGGACGAGCUGGACCAGGAGCAGCUGAUCCCCUGCCCCAACUGCGUGUUCUCCGCCCAUCCCAAGGUGGUGGGCCGCCACUUUCGCAUGUUCCACGCGCCCGCGCGCAAGCUGCAGGGCUGUGCCGUGAGCCCCGCGGGAGACUCCAAGCCCUCCCGCGGCGACGCCGUGAGCUUCACGUGCCUCAAGUGCAGCUUCUCCAACACGCUCUACUACAGCAUGAAGAAGCACGUGCUGGUGGCCCACUUCCACUACCUGAUCAACGCCUACUUCGGGCUGCGGGCCGGGGACGGGGCCGAGCCGGCCGCCCCCAACGCCCUGAGGGUCGACAGGUACUACUGCAAGAAGUGCAACGCCAGGGCCGGCAGCCAGGAUGCGCUCCUGUACCACAUCCUGACCUCCGACCUGCACCGCGACCUGGAGAACAAGCUGCGCUCCGUCAUCUCCGAGCACAUCAGGAAGGCCGGGCUGCUGAGGCAGGCCCACAUCGCUCCCAAACCGGCCACGCACGGGCCGGCCCCCGCCCCGCCCCCGGCCCCGGCCCCGGCCCCGGCCCCGGCCCCGGCCCCGGCCCCGGCCCCCGCCCCCGCCCCCGCCCCCGCCCCCUGCUUCCAUCUCGCUGUGCCUCAGAGCUCUCCCGGUCCAGCCGGGGCGCGACCCUCACAGGGCUCCAUCCAGGUGGCGGCCCACUCCCCGCCCGCCGUUGCCCAGCACCGCGUGACUCUGGUCUCCAGCCCUCUUCCCGGGGGCCAGAGCGGCCUCCCCCUGCAGCCCGCCGCCCCACCGCCUGUCUUCCUCUCUCACGGGGUUCCCUUGAACCCACCCACAAACCCUGCGGUGUUGCCCCUGAGCUCGCCGGCUGGGCCGCUGAACAAACCUGUCGGGUCUGCCGUCCUCCCCGCAAACGCAGCCAUCCACCCGGGGCCGCUGCCCCUCGGCCAGCCGGUGGGGCCUAAUGUUCUCUCACUGAACAGGCCCGUGGGGCCUCGUGUCCUUCCCGUCAGCCCCUCUGUCAGUGCUGGGCUACUGCAGGGGGUGUCCCCAGGAGUGAUCUCUGUGAGCCGUUCGGCCCCAUCGGGCGUCCUGCCUACCGGCCAGAUGACUCCCACCAGGGUCAUCCCUUCCGGCCAGACGGCCACCUCUGGGGUCCCGCCCACCGGCCAGGUGGUCCAGCCAGGGGUCGUGCCUCUUGGCCAGACUGCUCCGGCGGCCGUGGUCCCCAGCAGGUUGACGGUCCCCACCCGGGUCCUCCCCCCUAGCCAGACGCUACCACUGAGGGUGCUCCCUCCUGGCCAGGUGGUCCCGCCCGCGCUGCUCCCUCCCGGGCCGACGGCGUCCUCGGGGCCCCUCCCCGUGGGCCCAGGGGUGCUGCAGCUCAGCCAGCCCGUGCUGUCCGGGGUCCUGCCCGUGGGCCCUCCGGCACGGCCCGGAGUCCUGCAGCUCGGCCAGCCUGUGAGUACCAACCUGCUGCCCACCGGCCAGCCCGCCAGGCCCAGUGCGGCACAGAAUGCCACCUUCCUCACGUCCGGCUCCAUCCUCAGACAGCUCAUCCCCACCGGGAAGCAGGUGAACGGCAUCCCCACAUACACGCUGGCCCCAGUGUCCGUCACGCUGCCUGUGCCGCCCACCGUCGCGCCCCCCCAGGUGCCUCUGCAGCUGCUGCGCUCGGGCGCAUCCGCCCAGGUGGCCGUCCCCUCGGCCGGCGUGCCGUCCCCUCCCGUGGUGAGCGCCCCACAGAGCGUGCUGCUCCCCGCCUCCUGCUCCGCGGCCGAGGCCGGCCAGGCGCUCAGGCAGGCCAAGCAGUGGAAGACCUGCCCCGUGUGCAACGAGCUCUUCCCCUCCAACGUCUACCAGGUGCACAUGGAGGUGGCGCACAAGCACGGCGAGGCCCGUGCCGCCGGCAAGCUGGAGCCCGAGAAGCUGGCGGCCUGCGCGCCCUUCCUCAAGUGGGUGCGCGAGAAGACGGUGCGCUGCCUGCCCUGCAAGAGCCAGCUGGCGGAGGCCGAGCUGAUGCAGCACCUGCUGACUCACGGCCUGGGCUGCCUCUUCUGUCCCGGCACCUUCCACGACCUGCGCGGGCUGAGCGAGCACAGCCGCACGGCGCACCGCGGCAAGAAGCAGCUGCCCCUGGACUACGGCGGCCGGGGCUUCCAGCUGGACCUGGACGCCGACGGCAGCCUGCUCUUCCCACACCUGGACUUCACCACGGCCCUGCCCCGGGAGGCGCUGGGGGAGCGCGAGGUCUACCUGGCCGUGCUGGCCGGCGUCCACUCCAAGGCCCUGGUGCCCGUGUAUGUCAAGGUGCGGCCGCAGGCCGAGGGUGCUCUGGGCACGCCCGGCCGGCAGGCGCUCACCUGCCCCUUCUGCUUCGGCACCUUCGUGACGGCGCAGGCCUACGAGCUGCACCUGCGCGAGCGGCACCACAUCACGCCCACGGUGCACACGGUGCUCAGGUCCCCCGCCUUCAAGUGCAUCCACUGCUGCGGGGUCUACACGGGCAGCAUGACGCUGGCCGCCAUCGCCGUGCACCUGGUGCGCUGCCGCAGCGCCCCCAAGGACAGCAGCUCGGGCCUGCAGCCGCCGCCUGGCCCGCCAGAUGGCGGGGAGCUGCUCUUCCUAGGGGAGGAGCUGCAGGACCCCGGCCUGCCUGGCAAACGCAAGCUGCCUGACGGCCCGGCCGGGCCCCCGGGCCCCUUGCCAUCCGGCGGCGACGCGGCCCCCGGGCUGGAGAAGGCGGCCGGCGUCGCGCCCUUCAAAAGGCCGCGGAACGAGAGCGGGACGGAGGGUCCGCCGCCGCGUGAGGACCCGCUGCAGGUUCUGGCGCUGGACCCCGCGCGGUACGAGGAGCGGUCCUACGAAGACAAGAAGCAGUUUCUCAGAGACUAUUUCCACAAGAGACCGUAUCCUAGCAGGAAAGAGAUAGAACUGCUGUCCUCCCUCUUGUGGGUGUGGAAGAUCGACGUGGCUUCGUUCUUUGGCAAAAGGAGAUACAUUUGCAUGAAAGCAAUAAAGAGUCACAAGCCUUCUGUGCUUCUAGGCUUUGACAUGUCUGAACUGAAAAACGUCAGGCACAGAUUGAACUUUGACUGUGAGCCACAGGACCCGUAAACAAGCAGGAGAGAUGGCCAGUGCUGGAGAAUUAGCUUGCUCGGUUGAGAUGUGAUUUCCCCUCACGGUGUGUUGAGCGAAUCAGUUUCAGUGGUCUUCAUGCUGCUCUGUAGAUUCACUCCAGGUGCUCAGAGAGACUUUGAGGAGUGAGUCGCUGCACUGUCUCAUGCAGUCCUCCUGUAUGUUUUUCCAUCGUGUAAAUUAAAUCUUUUGAUACUUCUCGCA